Messenger RNA from Musca vetustissima, 741 nucleotides. Its product is annotated as seminase-like. Bases 1 to 741 code for a protein of 246 amino acids. Lineage: Eukaryota; Metazoa; Arthropoda; Insecta; Diptera; Muscidae. The record is from RefSeq and is a predicted model, not a curated record. The transcript has 2 exons. Gene Ontology annotation, molecular function: serine-type endopeptidase activity. Gene Ontology annotation, biological process: proteolysis.
AUGAGCAUUAAAUUAUUUCUAAUAUUCACCCUUUUGGUGUACUGUUCGGCUAGGAGAGCUACAAAAAUCGGAACAUCACGUAUUAUCAAUGGCGAUAUUAUAACAAUUGAUAAAGCACCAUAUUUGGUACAACUUCGUAAUGAGGAAGGGAAGACAUUUUGUAGUGGGACCCUAAUCUCAAUGGAACAUGUUGUUACAGCUGCUCAUUGUUUUGUGGAUCGGGAUUAUCGUCAUAUAAAUGUGGUAGCUGGAGCAAGUUCCCUCCUUGAACAAGGUGUUUCUCGUAGCAUUGAAAAUCUACACAUUCAUCCCGAAUUUGAUCCUUUAAAUCCCUUCGGUAAAAAUGUGGCCGUUUUAAAGCUAAAUAAACCCCUGGCGAGAAGUCGUAACAUACGCAACACCUAUCUCUGCUCUGAAGCUUUACAGGCAGGCGAUUUAUUACAAAUUGCUGGUUGGGAUGAACUUGAUGAGGAGGAUUUAAAUGACAAUUCUAAUGUUUUAAGUACAAUACGUAUGCCGGUAUUGUCAACGGAAAUUUGUAAGGAUAAAUUUGGCAGCAGUGAAGGAAUAUUGUGUGCCUCGGAUGGUGAUCAAGAUGUCUCGGAGAUUGAUGGCGGUGGCCCUGGAAUUUUUGCUGGGGAGCUGUGUGGCAUUGUUUCGGUGAACUUGGAGGAAAAUAAACCGGCAGUCUUUACCAAUGUCAUGAAUGUUAUUGAUUUUAGUGAAGCACAUAUUUACUGA